Molecule: messenger RNA, 2252 nt
Organism: Ceraceosorus guamensis
Lineage: Eukaryota; Fungi; Basidiomycota; Exobasidiomycetes; Ceraceosorales; Ceraceosoraceae
Exons: 2
Coding region: 304-2130 (608 amino acids)
Biological process (GO): ribosomal small subunit biogenesis; maturation of SSU-rRNA
Cellular component (GO): preribosome, small subunit precursor
Molecular function (GO): RNA endonuclease activity
Source: RefSeq, a predicted model, not a curated record
GCCAAGAGUAGACUCGCGACUCAGAACUGACCGAGACUUGCUUUGACUCAGACUCGUGACUGGUAGCCACGCAAAAGUCGCAACUCGCGGCUCGAUCAAAAGAGUCAAGAGUCAGAUUUGUGGGUUAGCAUCAUCAGUAGUAGUUCCAGCUUAGCGGCUCACAGCUCCUGCUUUCAUUCUCAUCUCGACGAGCGCUCCCCUCAUUGAUUCAAUCAGACGUGUGGUUGCCCAUUGGAUGCGGAGCCAAGACUCUAGCCAUAGCGCCUACAAAUUCUCGCCAUAUUCGACUUCUGACUGAACAACAUGAGCGACCAGGAGCAAGACUGGCCUAGCUUGCCAGGCGCAGGCGCUUCUCGCUCAAGCAUCGGAAACGAGGAUGCCUCAUCUGGCCCGAGCAGACCAACCCCAACAACGGAGGCCCAGCCGUCGACUUCACAAACAUAUUCGAUUGACCAAAAACCAACUCUGCGCGCCCCGCCUACAACGAUGGCUACCGCGGCAGUGAACCAUCGCAGCAUCGAGAUAUUGGUGCUGGACACUUCGGCGUUGCUCAGCACACCUGCAUCUCAACUUGCCAAUCUUGCCUCCCGCAUGGUCAUACCACGCGUUGUGCUAGCCGAAUUGGGCGAAGCUCGCUCUAGGGCCGAUUUGGAGAUCCUUACGCUGAGGGGCGUCGAAGUGGACAUUACAGAGCCAGAUGCCAAGGAUCUGGUAGCUGUGAGGAACUUUGCGAAACAGACCGGAGAUUUGUCUUCCCUCAGUCAGGCAGAUCUGAGCGUGCUCGCGGUGCUGUACGGAACGGAGACAGCUCGACACGGGCAAUGGAGACUUCGCGACAAGGUGGGAGGACUAACGGGCCAGCAGGCUCACGAUGCAAGCAGACUGGCCCAGGCGAGAGCGCAGCAGGCCAAGCCAGUGGAUGUGCCCGCCUCGUCGGCCAAGGACGCAGUUGCAGCAGAGCCCGUUGCACCUGCAGCAGCUUCCGCAUCAGCUGCACCGCUUGCUCCCAGGUCCAUCGUCGAGCCACAUAGCAAUGAAAGGGCAGAGGAGUCCAAGCGUUCAGACCUUAUUGCAGAGUCAUCUUCAUCCGAUCGCCAGGCUCAGGCUGCCUCUUUGGAUCUUCAAGGUUCUCGCGAGGACGCAGAAGGUGAAUGGAUCACCCCACGCCCUCUUAGGGAAGUGCAAGAGGAAGAAGCGUCGGAUGAAGAGGAAUCCGACCUUGGAGGCUCUGAUGGCGAGGGAGAGUGGAUCACACCCAUCAACGUAAAGGCGCAUAGAGCCAAAGCCUUGGGAUUUGCGGCUGAUGCGGAUCUGAUCACUCGAGAGGAGGCGGAGGCCAAUGACGCAGUGGAAGGUGACAAAGGGGCAGGGGAAGAGCAGGACGACGCAGGCUUCGAGGAGCCCAGAAAACGUCGCAACCGCAUGCAAAAACCUGAAGCUGGUGGGUCAAUGGCGACAGCAACGACGGCCAGCGGCAAAAAGUCGAAGAAGGCAGCGGGAAAAAUGACGGUUGCUGGCAUGACGGGCGAUUACGCGAUGCAAAAUGUGAUGCUGCAAAUGGGCUUGGCGCUUGCCAGUUACGAAGGACACAGGAUGAAGAGCGUGAAGAGCUGGGCUCUGAGAUGCCACGCAUGCACCAAAAUCUGCAAGAACACGGAAGAGAAGUUCUGCCCUUCUUGUGGGAAUGCGACGCUGCUGAGAGUUUCGGUGCGCACGAAUGCACCGGAGAAAGGAGGAGGAGAAGUGAUCGAGAUCAACACUUCUCGUCAGUUGCGUCUUCGAGGAUCGCGGUACUCGCUUCCUAUGCCUAAGCCUUCACGGGCGGGAGGACCACGAGGAGCCAAUGCGCCAAGCAGCGGAGGUGCGCCAAUCCUCCGAGCCGAUCAGCAAGAAUGGAUCAAGGCGCUUUCGAAGGAGAAGGGAAGGCAGGAAAAGGAAGUGAGGAAACUCAAUAGAGCCGCUGAAAAGGGCAAGGAUGGAUGGAGCCAGCGAUACCAGAAUCCUGAAGACGUGAGCGCUUUCUUGCAGGGGGGCAAAGCAGACUUUGAGCCUUCGAGAUUGGUAGGCGGUCUGCCACCCCUGGGUAUUGGGCGCAAGAAUCCCAACGAGCGUAGACGUAGGAAAGUUUGACUUGCGUCUCUGCAGCACUCUACAUGCUUUCAACCUCCAUAGGCAUUGAUGCCGUACGUAGGAAGUCCGCCUCGUGAGCAUGUCAGCUGUGUCUUGUCUGCAAAUUCGAGGCAUUGUCGUGC